UUAAGAACAAGAUUUAACCGUGUUUUUACCACAUUGUAAUGGAUAUUUGUCAUGAAAAUACGGCUCAUAAGUACUCAUAACUCUUAAACAAAUAUACUGACCGGUAUUCAAUUUUGACAUUUACACUACAGUUUUACAUGUAUUUAUUUUGUACAUCGUAGCCGGAGAAGUCCAUCGCUUAUUAUAAUAAUGAAUUAAUUAUCAACUGUAAAAUUACUAACUGAAGUUCGGCGAAGGAUUGGAUCCACUAAGAUUUAAGGUUUUAUAUGUAAUUGUAAUUUACUUAUUUCUGUGGUUUAGUCCAUGGUUGGUGUGGUUUAGAAGUUGCGCCUGCGUAUCUAUCUAGUAAGGUUCGGGGAAAACCCUAAAAUGACUGAAUCACCGCCUAUCGGUAAUGAGCCUCCUGCUAAAAGAGCCCGCACUGAUGAUGAUGAAAAUGGUGAUGUGGAGAGAUAUGGUGAUAUUGAAAUGUACGCCGAUGAGCCAACCAUAUUAGAAUAUCUGAACAGUGAUGUCCUGGGCAUUAUAUUGGACAAAUUGAGUACUGAUGACAUUUUGGGCACAAUUACAGUUAGCAAGAAGUGGCGUAAUGCAAUGUUGGAAUAUUUGAAAGGUUCACAUUAUUGCUUCGAACACUACUAUUUGCCUAGAUUACAUUUCGUGCCCCGUCUCCUCGGUUUAGUAAGCACCAAUGACGUGCGUGGAAGUCGCUCCACGCCAUUUGAUACAUGUCUUGGAGAUUUGCGAAAUUUCCAAACUAAGAUCAUGGAGUUGGGCCCAGGCAUCGUCAAGAUUAUAUUGGAUUGCCUUAACCAGAACAGCUUGAGAACUAUAACCCAGAACUGUCCUAAUUUAAAAGAACUCAUGGUAGUUGCAAUGCAAGAACAUCCUACUCACGAGAUAGUAUUACGGAAUGGAACACGACAGUGUGAACCGCUGUCGUUUACCGAGGAGGUCCGGCAAUGCUUGAAGGAGUUGCAGUUGAAACGUGUCAUGUUCAUUGAUUGCAAGAUCGUCACCGAUGAAUAUGUCAGCGAAUUUCUUAAGAGCGACUCCAUUGAAGAACUAGUAGUCACCCGUAGUCUAUCAGUGGAAGGAGAUUGUUUGUCCUGUCUGAGCCAGAAGAAGGAAAAUAACUUAAAAUCCCUUCGUCUAGUCGGUUGCGGGUUGGAGAACUUGGACCCCGCCGUCGCUAAACACCUGACCAAUCUUAGAACACUCGACCUAAGCAACAACUCUUUAGAGUUACUACAAUAUUUACCCCCCUUGCUGGACAAGAUGUGUAAUUUGGAAAAUUUAUUUUUGAAUUGCUAUCCUAACGCUGGCUUGGGCGAGGGAUUUGUGGAGUGCCUCGGUCGGCUCGGCCGGCUGAAGCACCUCAGUAUGUGUUGGAACGAUAACGUGAGCGACGCGUGGCUGGAGGCGGUGGCGCGAGGAUGCCCGGGGCUGCAAACUUUGGACAUCGAGACAAAAAGUGAGCAGGAAUAUUUAUUUAUUGUGCACUUUGUAACUACUAACUCACCUAUUUAAGAGGCUGUCAACACCCAAUGUCCUUGAAAUUGAUAAACAGUUUUUUAAGAAAGA
Messenger RNA from Cydia pomonella (codling moth), 1584 nucleotides. RefSeq lists its product as uncharacterized. Lineage: Eukaryota; Metazoa; Arthropoda; Insecta; Lepidoptera; Tortricidae. The transcript has 7 exons. Bases 370 to 1530 code for a protein of 386 amino acids. Gene Ontology annotation, cellular component: SCF ubiquitin ligase complex. The record is from RefSeq and is a predicted model, not a curated record. Gene Ontology annotation, molecular function: protein binding. Gene Ontology annotation, biological process: SCF-dependent proteasomal ubiquitin-dependent protein catabolic process.